UGCAGAACACGCUGGGCAGAGCCAAAAUGGGGAAGAACAUGUUGAAGAUUCCAAAACCCUUGAUUUCAUUCAAAUCCACAUAACUUCUCGCUCCGAGCUUCGAUUGACGAUCUGUUUGCGGCCACGCGACCACGGCGUCGAACUCUACAAAGCCCAUAACAUUGUAAGGUUUAAUUUAGCUUGCGGAGCUUAUUGAGCUCGAGUUGUUACGUGUGUGGGCAUGGUGUAGAUUUAAGUGGGUAUAUAAGCAUUGGAAUUGAAUUGGGAUUACUUGGAAGUUUGUUGAUGACCAAGGCUUGUUUUGGGGCUGUAUGAUUGAGCUUGGAGGGGCUGUAAUUUUGAGUUGUGAGGCUGCCUUGGGUGAACUAAGUGAUCGGCCAAGAUGCAGGUCGAGAGGCUCCUCGCUAGGCGUCUGGAUCUUCAAGCGGAGUAGUCCCUGGGAUGUUUUGGUUUAUCAGUUUAUGUAUUUAUGUACUUAGUUACUAGCUUACUCUCCAAUAAACUUGUUAUUUUGUUCCUCAUAGAGGUUACAGGAGAGUUAGGACUUUACUUCAGUAUUUUGGGUAUUUCGAGAUAUCCGUAUAUGUAUGUAUAUAUAUAUAUAUAUAUAUUCUCCGGCUAGCCUUGGCUUCGUAGGCUGAGUCAAGAGCUAGCUAUGAUGUUUCCUUGGCUUUCCUUUACUCUCUUGUUUAUCUUUUUCAUUUCCUAUCAGGUUUCUUAGCACGCAAGUAAUACCUUACUAUCCCAGUCUUAUGAAUUAAGCAUAAGAUUUAGUAUAGUAGGGUGUUACAUUAUGGUAUCAGAGCAGUUCGUUCCUAUAGAGCCUGAGGGACAGACUGAUUAUGCCUCUGGACAUACUCUGGGUGUCUAUACAUGCUAUUUAGGGUAUCUAACUGAUAUAUGAGGCAUGAAUGCUCAUGAGCAUGCAUUUGGGACUUUGAAAUACUAAACUAGAGAUAUUGAGAUUGAUCACCUUGAUAUCACUUGUUUGGUGUGAACAGAAACCAAAUGGCGUCUCGUGUGCACAGUCAUGAGCGUAAUCGAGAUCAAGGACGGAGAGCUAAUGAGGUAACUAUACCAAUAGAUAGUUUGACCGAUAUCGUGAUCGCAAUGACGAGUGUUGCUGCUGCCAUUGGUACUGUUGCUGCCGCGACCAUCCGAGUAAUGGAUGGGAUAGAACCACAAGCUGGAACUGGCAACAAUGAUGAUAAUGAAUAUGAAGGUGGACAUAAUGCUCCGAAUACAGGGGUACCACUGAGUUAUCUGGAGCAGGUUAAUGUGGGUCAGGCAACGGGAGAAAGCUCAAGGAGGGCUGAGGUAGCAAGAAGUGAUCACCGAGAACCCUUCACAAAGAAAAAGGGAAAGAUUACACCGAGGAGCCAAACUUUCAAAAAGAAUCGCUUUGUCGCUUCACAUUCUCAGCGCUGGAGCAAUGACCGAAGGAACGAUAACCGUCCGGAUCCGAAUGCUAAAGGGAAAACUAGUACUCAACUGGAUGAUUUAAGGUGCCCAAGGUGCAAGAAGUACCAUCCAAACAGACUGUGCAGGGCCGGAUUAGGCGUAUGUUACAAGUGCGGGAAGCCGGGGCAUAUAGCUCAAGACUGUCCACACAAGAAACGCCAUGAUGCAGUUGAAUCCGAUCUUCAGACUCGAGGUAAUCAUAAGUUAGCAGUUGAGUUUUUAACUACCUUGCGUAUCAUUAAUAUAUGUAUGAUCCAAUUGUGAAGCACGACAAGUUUUGAUGAUCGUGGAGUCCGAACCGAUGGUUAGUCGAAGACUACUAGUUGUUAAGAUGGAGCGAUACUUAACUAACUUAGAUGAGUGACUAGGUUCUUAAAGGACGAGAGUCAGAAUGACGCAGUGGAAUCAGGGUGGUUAGACUUUUGAAGGUUAAGG
Molecule: messenger RNA, 1896 nt
Organism: Arachis stenosperma
Lineage: Eukaryota; Viridiplantae; Streptophyta; Magnoliopsida; Fabales; Fabaceae
Exons: 4
Coding region: 1009-1725 (238 amino acids)
Molecular function (GO): zinc ion binding; nucleic acid binding
Source: RefSeq, a predicted model, not a curated record